Messenger RNA from Thrips palmi, 1650 nucleotides. RefSeq lists its product as uncharacterized. The coding region runs from base 1 to 1419 and encodes 472 amino acids. The transcript is spliced from 4 exons. The record is from RefSeq and is a predicted model, not a curated record. NCBI's taxonomy places the organism in Eukaryota, Metazoa, Arthropoda, Insecta, Thysanoptera, Thripidae.
AUGACAUUUAAAACAGGGUUCUUGUUUUACUGCCUCCUUAAAGCGGUCUGCUAUCCCCCUUUCCACAGGUUGUGGUGCCGGGACUGCUCCAAGGUUUCUUCGGAGGACUGCGCAGACCAGGGCCACGCCUUGUGCUCCCUACGCAAGCUGCGCACGGAGCAGGCGGCGCCCAAGCUGCAGCAGCUCGAAAGCGCCGUGGCGUCUGCUUUGAAGGUGGUGCAGGCUUUGGAGAAGGCUAAGGGCUCGGCUGAGGCCCAGCUGACUGAGUGGCGGGCCCGGCUGAACGAGGCCAUGGAGGCCCAAAACGAGCUGCGGGCUGCGGCUAACGCGGGCCGCGACGUGUCUGCAGCACUGCCGCAGGGCCUCGAGAAGUGCCAACAGGCAGCCAACCUACUGGAGGCUGAGUUCCAGCUGCAGAUGAAUCUUGAAGAGAAAACUGGCAAAGCUUGGAACGGUAACCUGCAGCGGCGGGACGGCGGGGGUCUGCUGGCCCCGCUUUUGCUGCACCUGCACCAGCACGGUGGCAUCGACCUGAACUUGCGGAGGAAGCCGGACGCCGUUGUAGAACGAGCUACCUUUAGUCGUGAUGAAAUUCUGGAUGUUUCGAAGUUCACUGAGAAUGAUGAGGUGCAUAGCCGGGAACUGGAGGAAGUUCUGCAGGACCCCAACCUUGACAAGGUGAGAAAGCUGGUUGGGGUUGAUUGUAAGAAGAGGCCCAACUGGUGUAAAGUGCUGCUGCAGCGUGUGUCCCCGCGCGUUGAGUGGCUGGAAGUUUCCGGUGCCCUCCAUUUCCACCUCAACGUGAUAGGGCGGAUGCCCUCACUGCGUCAUCUGCGCAUUCAUCUCAGGGACAGUAAAAUUGCAGCUUCGGAUCUCCCGCUGCAGCUGGACGAAGUAAUGGUCAAAAACGUUGCGAACCAAUACUUCCAGUCCAUAACGCGCAUGCCCAACCUGAGGAAGCUCUCGCUGAGCUGGAAGAGUACGCCCCAUGUCGUGGAGUUUCCCCCUCUACCCGAGGGCCACCACGGACUGUCGUGGCUACGCAUGCGCCUGGAGCCGUUAUCUACAGUGCUCUCUCUUAUCAAAACCCACGCCGCAACCCUCCAGGAGGUACGAAUCCUGGCGGCGUCCGAGGGGGAGUCGAAAUGGUAUGUCAAGGACUUGGCCCACAGGCUGCGGAAGUGUGAGCUGGCGGCCCUGCGGCGCAUCGUGUUGCUGAGGGAGUAUGCGCGAGACUUCCCCAGCAUCAAGAUCGACCACUCAGAGGAGUCGUGCCGAAAGCAGAAGAACACCAUCUGGGACGGCCUGCUGGCGACGGACGCGAAAAGGACAGUCAGAGUGGUGGAAGUUCUUUGCGAAGUGUGUGACAAGUGUCCCGCCUUCCCCGUCCUUGGUGAUUUCACCUGGCAAGAUGUUUAAGUUACUGUCAAGGUGCAGGUUUUUAACCAUGCAUUCUCAGCGGACUUACUGUUACGUGAUCUGUAACCUCUACAUUUAAAACAUUUACUUGAAAAUUGUACUCUCAACCUCUGUUUUGUUUGCGUCAUUAUUGUACUUCGUUAGAAAGUAAACUUUGGCUCAGUGAGAAACGUAUGUACUUUCCCACCUUCACUUUUACCCGCACCUUGCAUCUUCAGGGUUUGUUCCACU